CACCAACAUCCGGCGGGAAACAGCUGAGUCGAACAGAAGAUAGAAAGUGAGCCAUUCUCAUUGAUGCCAUCAAACUGAGGGAUUGACAGAAUGGCACGAACAAAAUCUGGUAAGCCAGGAGGCUGGAAGUCAAAUUCAUCAGAGUGGGGGAUGAAAAAGAAGAAGAAAAGAACCCAGAGGAAACCGAAACGGAAGAAUCGUCUCUCUGGGAGGAUGAAGAAGGUUGCUCCCCAGAGGCCCUGGCUACCAUACAUGUCCCAGCUUGACGUGGACUUCAUCGCAGGGUUUGCCUAUGGGAGUCACAUUCAUCCCCAGAUCAUAGACCUGGAGGACCUGGACAUGUCGCCAGAUGAGAUGGAUUAUGAAGUUAUGUUUGGGACCAUCAGGACAGACAUUGUUGGUAUACAGUACUACAAGGGCACGGUAAACAAUGGUGAGAUGGUGAGCCUUGAGCGAGAGCCACAAAAUGUGUACGACCUCAACGCAAUCCGAGUAACCAACCUGGACCGUGUGCAGGUCGGCCAUCUGAAGAGAGAGGUGGCCAGAGCACUCGCCUUUGUCGUGGACAAUAACUUGGCCAGGCUGGAAGGUGUGGUUCCUCAUGGAGCAACAAACAUGUACAAGAUGACCGUCGACCUGACACUGUGGGGGCAACCAGAGAAAAAACAGCGGGCAGUGGACGUCCUGCGGUCACAUGGACUGUUCAUGAAGGUCACUUCAGGGGGCGUGGCAGCCAGCAAGUCCGGACCCAGCAUGGCCGGAAACAGGAUGGCCGGACCCAACAUGGCCGGACCCAACAUGGCCGGACCCAGCUACGACUACAGCCAUGUGGUCACGCAUCGACAGUUCCUGUCACCAGCAGAGGUGAAGAACGAGCUGGACAAGCUGUUUGAGUCUCUCCACGAGGAUGACAAGACAACCAUGACAUCCCCAGUACAGGCCAUCAAGUCAGAGCUGUAUCCCCAUCAGAAGCAGGGACUGAACUGGCUCAUCUCUCGGGAGAACGCCAACAACCUACCGCCAUUCUGGGAGAAGCGGAAGAACGGCUACUUCAAUAGUCUCACCGUGUCCACCUCCGGCAACCAGCCCAAGAGCAUCAGAGGAGGUAUUCUGGCUGAUGACAUGGGUCUGGGUAAGACUCUAGAGAUCAUCUCAUUGAUUCUAACCAACUUCGUCGACAAGCAGCCUCUAGCUCAACCAGUCCCAGGGAGAGUGCGUGCAUCCAGACAUACUAAGACUCACAAAAGGAAAAGAAAACAGUCUCUAACUGAUGAAAAGCAUCAGGCAACAGAGGAGACUGUUUGCCCAUUUGAAAAAAUCCGAGCCUUGGAGGCAGAGAUUGAAUCUCUGGAUGACCAAAAAGGAAAACUCCCAGAGUGGAGAAGAUGGGCCUUGCAAUGUUAAGAAGAGAAGGCCAAGCUUCCCUUCAGACUGCAGCUAAAACAGGACUCCAGUUUUGUGGAGGUUUCAGGGGAAGGAAGGUCAUUCCAGGUGAAAACUGAGGACUGUGACAGCAUGUCUAGAAGUGACAGCAUGUCUAGAAGUGUUGAUGACCAAAAUGACCUUGACCUAGGGAAAGGACUUGCGGUAGAGAACUCCGAUUCACUGAAGGAAGUUGAUGCCAACUAUCUACCUGAGGUGGAUUUGGAAGUAAAGAGAGAGUCAGAGUCAGCCCGACCUAGGAGGUGCACUAAGAGGCCUGCCAGGUAUACAUUCAGUGACACUGAAGAGGACGUAGCAUGUGAGAAGGUCAACGAAGAGAUGAGAGAUCAGGGAACAGGUCAAGGUCGUGGGAUAGGUCGUGGAAAGGGAGCCACAUGGACAGGAGGGAAAGGAAAGGGGAAGAGUAAAGGGAAGUCACGGGAAGGCAGCUGUCCACCUCUACCCCGUCUGGACAUAGAUGAACUUCCAGACCUCUCAUUCCAAAGUUGCACCCAAGACGGAGGAGCGUAUGUUCACGAGGAGUCGGACACUGACUCAAGUGAUGAUGAACUCCCAGAUGUCCACGUUCCGUUCAAGUGGAAUGAAGCAGGUCUCAGCAACUGUGAUCAGACCACAGGGAGGACUCACACAGAUGGAGCUCGGGCAACUCUCAUCAUCUGCCCCCUGUCGGUGCUCAGUAACUGGCUGGACCAGUUUGAGGAGCACCUACAUGACUGUGUGCACCUGGAGAUUUACACCUACUAUGGAGGAAGUCGCACCAAGGACGUAGGCAUCCUGGCACAUCAGGAUGUUGUGCUGACCACAUAUUCCACUCUUGCUGCUGAUGCCAAGACAAAAGAUCGUCCGUUACACAAGGUGGACUGGCUGAGGGUGGUGCUGGACGAAGGGCAUGUCAUCCGGAACCCCAAGGCCCAACAGACCAAGGCUGUGAUGGAACUCAAGACCCAGCGGAGAUGGGUUCUGACAGGAACUCCGAUUCAGAACUCAAUGAAGGAUCUUUGGUCACUGAUCAACUUCCUACAAAUCUCCCCACUCACAGAGCGACAGUGGUGGUAUCGUACCAUCGAGAGGCCACUAGCACGAGGGGACAAGUGUGCUCUCAAACGUGUGCAGCACCUGAUGGCCAACAUAGCACUACGUCGUACAAAGACCAUGAAGGUGAACAACAGGCCCCUGGUGGAGCUGCCAGCUCGGAACACCUUCAUUGAACGCAUCCAGCUGUCGGAAGAAGAGAGAAAGGUCUACACUGCCAUGCAGAAUGAAGGCAAAAUUAUCAUCAGCAAGUAUUUCCGCGAGGGGACUCUGCUACACAACUACGGCCAGGUGCUGGCUAUACUGAUGAGGCUGCGGCAGAUGUGCUGCCACCCUUCCCUGGUGGCCAGGGCUGCUGAAGCUGUCAAGGAUACACAAGAUUUCCUAGACAAAAUGGACAAGGCUGAGAACGCUGAUGAGGCAAAGGAGAAGCUGGUGGAGACGUUGCUGAUGGUGCUCAAGUCGGGGUCGGAUGAGGAGUGUGCUGUGUGUCUGGACAGCCUGAAGAGCCCGGUCAUCACCCCCUGUGCUCACGUCUACUGCCGGAGAUGCAUCGUCGCUGUUAUCAACAAUGAGAAGCCCAACUCCAAGUGCCCUCUCUGUAGAGGAGACAUCAAUGAAGCCAAGCUGAUCGAAGUGCCUCCUGAGCACCAAACAGAGCAGAGUUACGAACCAAAUUAUCUGGCAGACUGGCAGUCCAGUGCGAAGGUGGAUGCCCUGAUGAGCGGUCUUGUCAAGCUGAGGACAGAAGACCCUACAGUGAAGAGUCUGGUUGUGUCACAGUUCACCUCAUUCCUCACACUUCUAGAGGUACCACUCAGAGCUAAUGGCUUCAAGUUUGCUCGCUUGGAUGGCACUAUGUCUGCAGCAAAUAGAGUAGCAGCCAUACAGGAAUUCUCUGAGACAGGCCCCAAGACACCAACCAUCUUCCUCUUGUCACUGAAGGCUGGCGGUGUUGGUCUGAACCUCACAGCCGCGUCCCGGGUGUUUCUCAUGGACCCUGCAUGGAACCCGGCAGCAGAGGAGCAGUGCUUUGAUCGAUGUCAUCGCCUGGGACAGACCAGGGAUGUUGUCAUUACUAAGUUCCUAGUGGAGGAGUCGGUGGAGGAGAGGAUGCUGCAGUUGCAGGAGAAGAAGCGCCAGUUGAUGCAGGGAGCUUUUGGACAGAAGCAGACCGUGGAGCAGCGUCGACAGACCCGCAUCUCCGAGAUCAAGAAACUUAUGGACCUGUAGGCCAGUUGGUCAGCAGCUUUGAGGAACAGAAGACUGGGACUUUUGGGAGUUUUCACACCUAUGUGCUAGCCUCUGUGUCUUUUUUAUGAACUGUGUCUGUAUGUGUUAUGAUCUAUGUUAUGAUCUGCAUCUGGAUGUGUUAUGAUCUAUGUUAUGGUCUGCAUCUGGAUGUGUUAUGAUCUGUGUCUGUAUGUGUUAUGAUCUGCAUCUGGAUGUGUUAUGAUCUGCAUCUGGAUGUUACGAUCGGCACCUGUAUCUGUUAUGAUCUGCGCCUGUAUGUGUUAUGAUCUGCGCCUGUAUGUGUUAUGAUCUGCGCCUGUAUGUGUUAUGAUCUGCAUCUGGAUGUGUUAUGAUCUGCAUCUGGAUGUGUUAUGAUCUGUGUCUGUAUGUGUAAUGACCGGUGCUUCUAUGUAUCUGUCUGU
Haliotis rubra (blacklip abalone) is the source of this 4130-nucleotide messenger RNA. RefSeq names its product helicase-like transcription factor. The record is from RefSeq and is a predicted model, not a curated record. Gene Ontology annotation, molecular function: ATP-dependent chromatin remodeler activity; zinc ion binding; ATP binding. NCBI's taxonomy places the organism in Eukaryota, Metazoa, Mollusca, Gastropoda, Lepetellida, Haliotidae.